Molecule: messenger RNA, 1623 nt
Organism: Micropterus salmoides (largemouth bass)
Lineage: Eukaryota; Metazoa; Chordata; Actinopteri; Centrarchiformes; Centrarchidae
Gene: riox2
Product: ribosomal oxygenase 2
Exons: 10
Coding region: 167-1576 (469 amino acids)
Cellular component (GO): nucleolus
Molecular function (GO): histone H3K36 demethylase activity; histone H3K4 demethylase activity
Source: RefSeq, a predicted model, not a curated record
GAAGAAGAUGACAACGGAUGUCGAACUUUUUUAGCUUUCCCAUGGUGUUUACCACGCUCCAUGAGCAGCUCUCACAGGAAAGAACGUGACCCCCCGCCUCCGACUCUGGAUCUCGUUCUGUAUCCACUGUGAGGGGCUCCUGUCAGCCGCCGUUGUAAAGAUUAAAAUGCCUAAGAAAAGCAACACAAAGAAUGUAAAGAGACGGAACAGUGAUGAGGACCAUCUCCCUCCUAAACAGAGCAGGGUAAAGCACAGCAAUGUUCCAUCCCCUCUGUGUUUCCAUAGCCCGGUCAGCCUGUUCGAGAGCCUCAUCCACCCAAUGGGGACAGAACAGUUCUUCAGGGACUACUGGGAGAAGAAACCCCUCCAUCUGAAGAGGUCUGAUCCCAGCACAGCCUCCUACUACCAGUCUUUGUUCCAGCUGUCCGACCUGCUGAGCCUGUGUUCUCAAGGUCUGGAAUACUACAGGGAUAUCAAUGUUGUUCGCUGCAUCAACGGCAAGAAAAAAGUGCUGAACAAAGAGGGGCAAGUUAAGAAAAGUGUUCUCAGUAAGAACUUGGUUCAGAAUAAGGCCACCAUCCAGUUCCACCAGCCGCAGAGGUUCAAGGAUGAACUGUGGAGGAUCCAAGAGAAGCUGGAGUGUUUCUUUGGAGCCUUGGUGGGGUCUAACAUCUACAUCACACCUCAGGAGUCCCAGGGCCUUCCUGCUCACUAUGACGAUGUUGAGGUGUUUAUUCUGCAGCUGGAGGGACAGAAACAUUGGCUUCUCUACAGUCCUACUGUUCCUCUGGCAGCAGAGUACAGCGUGGAGUCAGAGGACAGGAUCGGCAGCCCAACCCAUGAUAUUACACUGAAGGCAGGAGAUCUUCUGUACUUCCCCAGAGGAACCAUCCAUCAGGCGAAAACUCCGCCAGAAGAAGACCACUCCACUCACUUGACUCUCAGCACCUACCAAAAAAUGUCAUGGGGAGAUCUUCUUUUGGACAUAUUUCCCAGUUUGCUGUGUGACAAGAGCAGGACCCAGCUCAGCCUGAGAGAGGGCAUGCCCAGAAGACUCUUACUGGGUAGCAGCGAAGGCCUGGACACCAGCAGGCGGCUGGCGGCUGGCCUCAGAUCUCUGGCUGAUGAAAUGUUAACAGGGAUGCCGGAAGUCCGCUCCACUCACAUGAAGAGAGACUUCAUCAUGAACAGACUACCACCAUACAGCCAGGAGAAGCUGCUUACCCCACCUGGGAAGAUGCCUGCCUUGGAGGAUACGGUGUGUUUGAGGUUUAAAGACCAUAUUGUAAUAACUGUGGAGCCCAGCCGAGAGAUAACAGAUGAGGCAGCAGUGAUGGUAGUUUUUGUCUUACAUUCUUUGAGGAACCAGAGGGAGAGCCACAUGAUGGGUGAAAAUUGUGAUGAAGAUGUGGACAUCUCCAGGGGUCUGCAGUUCCCUCUUUCCCACCUCCAGGCCCUGCGACAGCUCCAACAGGUAGAGCAGCUGCCUGUGACCCAGCUUCAGCUCCACACACAGGAAGACAAAUUAAAUCUUGUCCUGGCUCUCUGGAGUGAGAGCCUGCUGGUUGUGCUAUAGAACAUCACUACAUGAAAAUAUAGAAGUAUUAAAGCCACAUCUGUUGA